This is a messenger RNA of Rosa chinensis, 1021 nucleotides long. RefSeq names its product protein FMP32, mitochondrial. The transcript is spliced from 6 exons. The record is from RefSeq and is a predicted model, not a curated record. Gene Ontology annotation, cellular component: mitochondrion. The coding region runs from base 135 to 797 and encodes 220 amino acids. Lineage: Eukaryota; Viridiplantae; Streptophyta; Magnoliopsida; Rosales; Rosaceae.
UUGGUCGAAUAGGCUUUUUGUGCAAGAGCCAAACGGUAGCAGAGAGAAGAAGCCUGAUAGUUAAAACUAACAAGUGCCCCCUCUCAUUUUCCCAAUUUGAAAUUUAGUGUCACUAUCCUAUCCCCCAUAUUCCCAUGGUUCUCUGUAAGCACGUCCUCAAGUCCGCCGCCGAUUCUGCCUUUCUUCUCCGGCGAGGUCUCUACUCCUCGUCCUCGGUUUCCACUAACGGAGUCGUCACCCGCGCCUCGGAGCUAGUCAAGUCCGGUCGAAACCGAGCCUAUCCGGUGGACACUUUAGCUCUGGUGAGGGGCUUGGAGGCCAAAGGCGUGCCGACGGACCAUGCCGAGGCAAUCACGUCUGCCAUCACCGGAGUUUCCACUGAUAGCUUGGAAAAUGUGAACCAAUUGCAGAGGACUGUGAUGCUGCAAGAAGCGAAACUGUCCAAGUUUGAAGCCGAAGUAAAGAGCUUACAGGAACAUCAUUUUUCCAUGUUGACACGUGAAACAGAAAAGCUUCAGAGUAUCAUAGACAAGAUGCGCAGUGAACUGAGGUAUGAGUUGGACAAGGUUGCAGCUGGGUCACGCUUGGAUUUAAAUCUUGAAAAAGGGCGCAUGCGUGAUGAGUUUAGCAAUCAGAAUGCAGAAACAGCCAAUCUGACAAACAAACUUGAUCGAGAAAUUCAAGCAGUAAAAGCCCUGGUUGAAAUGGGAAAAUAUGAAGUGAUUAAAUACUGCAUUGGAACCCUUGUCUCCAUGACAGCAGUUGGUAUUGCUGUGCUUCGUAUUAUAAUGAAUUGAGCUACUAUGGUCAUCAAAGGUUACAGAGCAUUUCUAUGCUCAUUCUUUUGAUAACAGUACGAUGCUAGAACAAGUAUAUUGUUAUAGGUUAUAGCUAUUGUGGUCAUCAAAGGCUAAAGCACUCGAAUGUUCUUUUAUGAUAGUUUGAUGGUAGAACAAUUAGGAAGUUGAAUGAAAAUAUAAGAUAGUCACAGUUCCAAGAAAAUGCAAUUCCGUUUGGCCUA